This is a messenger RNA of Ilex paraguariensis (yerba mate), 1139 nucleotides long. The record is from the annotation of a GenBank genome assembly. Lineage: Eukaryota; Viridiplantae; Streptophyta; Magnoliopsida; Aquifoliales; Aquifoliaceae.
AUGGCAACCAAAACCCUUCUCUUCCUCUUCUUGUCUCUCUUCUCUCUCCUCCAGCAAAACGUUUCCACUGCACAAAAUGUUAACGCUGGCUACUGGUUCCCUGACAGUGGACUGGCGGCCUCCGACAUAGAUUCAACCCUCUUCACUCAUCUCUUCUGUGCCUUUGCCGAUCUUGAUUCCCAAACCUACCAAGUCACAGUCUCCUCCUCAAACACCUCCCCAUUCUCUCUCUUCACACAAACUGUCCAGCUCAAAAACCCCUCUGUUCAAACCCUUUUAUCCAUUGGUGGUGGAAACUCUGAUACAACAGUCUUUGCUUCAAUGGCUUCCGAUUCAACCUCUCGAAAAGCUUUCAUUGAUUCUUCAAUUAAACUGGCCAGAGAUUAUGGGUUUCUUGGUCUAGACUUAGACUGGGAAUACCCCCAAUCAGCGCUGGACAUGGCCAACUUGGGUUUACUUUUAAACGAGUGGCGGGCGGCAGUGGCCACCGAGGCAGGAAACUCCGGCAAGCCACCGUUGCUUUUAACAGCCGCAGUCUCAUAUGCACCAACAGUUAAUGGAUUGAAUUACCCAAUUCAAUCUAUAUCAAACGGCUUAGAUUGGAUUAAUCUCAUGGCCUAUGAUUUUUAUGAUCCAACAAGGUCUGAUGUGACUAGAUCACAUGCGGCACUGUAUGAUCCAACAGGUCAAGUUAGUGGGAGUUAUGGGAUUGGAGCUUGGAUUCAAGCUGGAAUCUCUGCAAACAAGCUGGUUUUUGGGUUUCCAUUUUAUGGGUAUGCCUGGCUUCUGGUAAAUGCUAAUAACCAUGGUCUCUAUGCUCCGGCUAACGGGCCGGUAGGUUCCGGGAAUGGCGCGAUUACUUUCCAGCAGAUCGAGGCGUUCAUAACCAAUAACAAGGCCACAACUGUGUACAAUGGUACAAUAGUUUCAGAUUAUUGCUAUGCUGGAACGACAUGGAUAGGUUAUGAUGAUACCCAAACUAUUUCCACCAAGGUUUUGUAUGCUAAGCAGAGAGGAUUGCUUGGUUACUUUGCUUGGCAUGUUGCUGCUGAUAACAAUUGGGUCCUUUCACAACAAGCUCAACAAGCUUGGGGAUCAAAUGCUUCCAGGGAUCAAGGAAAAUGAGGACGAUGAUUAGU